GACGCGCGAAACUUGAAGAAGAUAAACAACACUACAAGCAAAGAGUUAUAAGCAACUGAGAAGUAAGAACUUCAGAUAUGAGCAAGAAAGAUGCAGCGGCGGUGGCCAUCAUCCUCACUUACCUGAAUGAGCAGAAUCGACCAUACAGCGCUCAAGAUGUGUUUGGGAACCUGCAGAAGCAGCACGGCUUUGGUAAAACGGCUGUGGUCAAGGCAAUGGAGCAACUGGCCCAGGAUGGCAAGAUUCGAGAGAAGACUUACGGCAAGCAGAAGAUAUACUUUGCCGACCAGGCCCAGUUUACAGACGUGAGUGACACUGAUCUGAAGACCAUGGACACACGCAUCUCUGAGCUAAGCUCACAGGUGCAAGAAGUCACACAGUGCUGCAGGCAAUUGGAGUCUGAGCUGAGGGAGCUGAGCAGCUCCCUGACCUCCGAGGAGAUGGCCUCUGAGAUCCAGGAGCUGAAGCCAGAGUGUGCAUCUUACCGUGAGCGCCUGCAGAAGAUCAAGUGUGCAACUAAUCAUGUUUCACCAGAGGAGCGAGAAAAGAUUCACAAAGUCAGGAAUCUCUAUGUGAAGGAAUGGAGGAAGAGGAAGAGGCUGACACAGGACAUGAUGGGUGCGAUCUUGGAGGGUUAUCCAAAGAGCAAGAAACAGUUUAUGGAGGAGGUUGGUGUGGAAACCGAUGAAGACCACAAAGUGACCAUACCUGAUAUUUAACGAAAUUGGGUCUUUGAAUGUUUGUCUUCGGUGGUCACCAUGGAUACAUGCUACCAACUGACUGCACUGUCUGUGUGAGAGGUAACGUGCAGCAGUCCUUAUGUAGUGGCAAACUGGAAACUUGGCCAGUUAAAGUUUAAAGUAAGGAUUAAACUUUUCCUGUUCAAGAGACCGCAUGGCAUCCAACAGCCGGAUAUGAAAAAAGGAAAAUGGUUGUAGAGACAGGAACUGUGAAUAUUGUUUAUUUCCAAUUACAAACUGUAUUCAUACAAAAAUAUUUCAACUGCUCUUGUCAAUAUCAGCAUACAAUUUCAAGAGGUUGUAUACAAGGUUCCAACACGCACCCAAUAUUGA
This is a messenger RNA of Alosa alosa (allis shad), 1073 nucleotides long. RefSeq names its product PSMC3 interacting protein (gene psmc3ip). The coding region runs from base 78 to 719 and encodes 213 amino acids. The transcript has 8 exons. Gene Ontology annotation, biological process: meiotic strand invasion involved in reciprocal meiotic recombination; meiotic joint molecule formation; homologous chromosome pairing at meiosis. Gene Ontology annotation, molecular function: double-stranded DNA binding; recombinase activator activity. Gene Ontology annotation, cellular component: DNA recombinase auxiliary factor complex; condensed nuclear chromosome. Lineage: Eukaryota; Metazoa; Chordata; Actinopteri; Clupeiformes; Clupeidae. The record is from RefSeq and is a predicted model, not a curated record.